GGAUCGGGGCGGGGCCGCCGCCAGCCGGAAACGCGCGCCGCCGAGCUUCCUGAGCCGCGCGCGUUUCGCUGUCGCUCCGCUGCAGCAUGGGGCCCCUGCCGCGGACUCUCGACUUCUUCUACGAUGUGCUGUCCCCCUACUCCUGGCUGGCCUUCGAGGUCCUGUGCCGGUAUAAGAAUAUCUGGAACGUCAGCCUGCAGCUGCGGCCCACCUUAAUUGCUGGGAUCAUGAAAGACAGUGGAAACCAGCCACCAGCUAUGCUUCCCCGCAAAGCUACAUACUUGAAAAAUGACAUUAGGCUCCUGGGACAGCAUCUCCAGGUUCCCAUCCACUUUCCUAAGGAUUUUUUCUCAGUGAUCCUUGAAAAAGGAAGUUUGACAGCUAUGCGCUUCCUCACUGCUCUGAAAAUGGAACAACCGGAGAUGCUGGAGAAAGUGUCCAGGGAGCUUUGGAUGCGCGUCUGGUCACGGGAUGAAGACAUCACACAGCCCCAGAGCAUCCUGGCUGCUGCAGAGAAGGCUGGCAUGUCCACCGGACAAGUCCGGAGUCUUCUGGAAAGGAUCUCAACACCACAGGUGAAGGACCAACUCAGGGAGACCACUGAGGCAGCCUGCAAAUAUGGGGCCUUUGGGCUACCCGUCACCGUGGCCCACCUGGAUGACCAAGCACACAUGCUGUUCGGCUCUGAUAGGAUGGAGUUGCUGGCACACCUGCUGGGAGAGAAGUGGAUGGGCCCUGUGCCUCCAGCUGUAAAUGCCAGACUUUAAGGAAGCUCCGAGGAUGCAAAACUCUUGUCAUAUCCUGUCCAUUCUGGGUGUUUGAGAAGAACAGCUCACUGUGUACUCCCAGACCCCUGCCCACCUUGGGGCAGCUUAUGUGGAAGAAGCAGGAAACAGUCCCUCUUUCUCUUCCACAGAAGCUCCCUAAGUCUCUCUGUUGAAGACGGAAGACUAAGCCAGGUGGAUUUUGUAACUAACUUGUUGGGCACUUCUGACCAGCCAGAGACAGGGCUGGGGCCAGAAGCCCAGUGGGAGUGAAGGCUGGAGGGAACCAGAGCAUGACUGAGUUCACAUCCAGAUGUUUAAAUGGCAUCCAGCUGCUCUGAUCAGCAGAAUCAAGACAAGGCCACUCAGGGAGACUGGCCAGAGUUGCCAUGGCCUGAAGAAGUUGCUCAUCCGCCCAUGGUUCCUUCCCCUCACCCACAAAGCAGAUCCCGAGAACACCCCAGCCUCUCUCCCUGGCCUAUUAUGACCCCUGUCCCCUCCCACACAAACCUAUAGCUUUCCCACCCCCACUCCAUCCAAAGUCCCUGCUGUAUCUGUGCCUGCCGUGCAAUCAUCAGAAUGCUUUGUUUUGCCAUAGUAUCUGGACUUCCUGGAGAAUACUCUUUAGAAGCUGAAACCACCUUUGGACAUCUGUUGGGAACCAGGUGUGAAGACUUCAAUGAUUCAAGGGGCUUAAGAGUAGAUACCAUCUUCCCUUUGCUGCUUCCCUCUGGCUGUCUCCUGUCAUACCCCAUUUUCCACUGUGGUCCCCCCAUCACUUUCUGUCUUCCUCCUCUCUCCCCUUUUUCAUUA
Messenger RNA from Vicugna pacos (alpaca), 1577 nucleotides. The record is from RefSeq and is a predicted model, not a curated record. Lineage: Eukaryota; Metazoa; Chordata; Mammalia; Artiodactyla; Camelidae.